UAUAUAAUAAAGUUAAAUAAGUUAGGUUAGGCGUACGUCUCCCUCUUCUCCGUUUCGCCUCCUCGCGCGCCGUCCGUCUCCGUCUUCUCAGCAGCCGUCCGUCUCCCUCUCGGCUGUCGCUCUCCGAUACUCCUUCCGACGGCCAUUCUAACAGCCUGCAAUGAGGAAAUCAGAAGGGCCAUCAUCACUCAAGAGAAAAAGGCCAGAUUUGGGUACGAAAAAUUCGUCUGGAGGAGCUCUAAUUGGGCAAGAAAAAGUUCUCUAUGACCUAAUUUGCAGCAAGCAAAGCAUGGGGAUUUGCACUUUUGACAUGAAAAGAGAGACAAAGUUUGCUGAAAGUGUAGUAACAAAAUCCCUCAAGUCUCUUCAAACCAAAGGCCUGAUAAAGAUAGUCCAACACUAUCAAAACAAAGGCAAGAAGUUCUACCUAUCAAAUGACUUCGAACCAGCUAAGGAAUUAACCGGUGGUAACUGGUAUCGUGACGGGGAGCUCGACAAAGACUACAUCAAUACUCUCAAACAAGUUUGUGCAAGAAUGAUACAAAGGAAGAAGUUGAUGACCAUUGAAGGAAUUGUGGAGUCUUUCAAACAGAGUGGUGCUUUCAAAGUAGAGUUGUCAAGAGAGCAAAUUGAGGAGAUUGUAAAUGCUUUGGUGUUGGACAAUCAGGUGAUGGAAGUGAAGAGCUCUGGAUUUGGUGAAUUUGAAUUUAUUCCAAUUGGGAAGAUUUGUUAUAAGUAUUGUACUCAAGGAGGAGGCCUCAAAGGGGAGCCUAAAACAGGGGCAAUGGCUUCCAUUCCUUGUGGAGUUUGUCCAAGGAUCACUUAUUGUACCCCAAAUGGCAUCAUUUCUCCUGCUACCUGUGUCUAUUAUACCAAGUGGUUAGAUUUUUAAGUUGAACCAUUUUGAAGAUUUUUACACAUAAUGUGCAUAUGUAUUUAAACUUAUCUUGAGUUCUGGACUGA
Molecule: messenger RNA, 963 nt
Organism: Cucumis sativus (cucumber)
Lineage: Eukaryota; Viridiplantae; Streptophyta; Magnoliopsida; Cucurbitales; Cucurbitaceae
Product: DNA-directed RNA polymerase III subunit RPC6
Exons: 2
Coding region: 161-892 (243 amino acids)
Biological process (GO): transcription by RNA polymerase III
Cellular component (GO): RNA polymerase III complex
Source: RefSeq, a predicted model, not a curated record